Messenger RNA from Antrostomus carolinensis (chuck-will's-widow), 740 nucleotides. Its product is annotated as transmembrane protein 164-like. The coding region runs from base 1 to 357 and encodes 118 amino acids. Lineage: Eukaryota; Metazoa; Chordata; Aves; Caprimulgiformes; Caprimulgidae. The record is from RefSeq and is a predicted model, not a curated record. The transcript has 2 exons.
AUGGACACAGUAAUUCAGAUGAAUACUAAUGUAUUCCUUUCUUUUCAAGGUAUCUACACUCCAGAACCACUCUGCAAUUUCUGGUGGGCUCUUUUAUCCACGGGGUUUAUGUUUGUAUAUCAUUUUAGCAUCUUGCAGAUUCUGGGAUUGGUUACAGAAGUGAAUUUGAACAACAUGUUGUGCCCAGCCAUCUCAGAUCCUUUUUAUGGGCCCUGGUAUCGAAUCUGGGCAUCUGGACAUCAGACUAUCAUGACUAUGACUCAUGGGAAGCUUAUAAUCCUACUGUUUUACAGUGCUGUCCCCAUCUUUAAAUGUAGCGUGGACUUACUUAGUCUCCCAGCUAAGAAAAUAGACUGAAAUUUCUCCCCAUGGAGUAGAACGUAUAUGAAGCAGAGAUACUUAUACUGGAAAACAAAGAGGAGGGAUGAGAGGACAACGCGUUUAUACUUCUCCCCACAGUUUAUUGCCUCAAAAACACCUCUGUAAUCAAGUGAGGUUUUUUUUAACUGCUGUUUUUCACUGCCUAUUGCCAAUGGCAGAAUUAGUGGCCUUAUUCUGGAAAAGGUUCGUGUUUUAUACAUUUUGUGUAGAUUACAGUAGAGUCUUGCUGAGCCACUAUUUAAAAUUAGGCCAGAAUCUGUCCGCAUUCCAGCAAAGAGUGGCAGUGCUACCUCGUUUGGACUUAUUUUCCAUUAAUUAUAAGUAUGCUUAUAUCACACGAUAAGAAAAAAAGCUGAAUU